ACUGGAGGUUUCUGGAGCUUAGGCGAGAGCUUUCUGGAGCUUUCUGGAGGCGCUGGAACGCUCUCUGGAGAAUUCUGGAGCUUUCUGGAGCUUUCUGGAGGUUUCUGGAGGCGCUGGAACAGGCCAAUAAUUUCCGUUUUCGGCUUCAACCGCCGACGGCAAGGCGAGCAAGGCCGAAGAAUCGCGCACAUCAACACUGGCGGCGUGCGACGAUCUUGGAGGGGGCGUUUGAAUUUGAUUUUCCGCAUCAGCUGAUUGCGAUGAGGUAGGAGCCUUCUUUCUUUUCGUCGGCGGUGGAGAAUGAGAAACCGGCAUCAUUCAACCAGGAAGGCAAAUUUACCAAUUAGAAUGCUCAAAACUCAAAACCAGAAAGCACCAAAAGAUAAUUGGUGUGAUUCAGAUGGACAAAACGAAAUCCCAAUCUUCAGAAACUAGGCCAACAGCUGAUUCAGGUUUCCGAUCAAGGUCAAGGGUGGAGCUCGAUGAGGCACGUCCGUUCCCGCCGAGAGCGCAGCGCGGAAUCCAUACAUACCAAUACAUGAAUACAACAAGUUGGGAUGAGAAUGUGAUUUGGAUUUUUUGCACUUGAAGACAUCUGGCAAAGAGUGACUGGCACAUUGAAAACUCUAACAUAUUAAGCCUUCUUCAGAAGCGCCCGCGAUGAGAGCCCGCCAGGAGACGCCGUCGCCGCCGCAGCAGCAGCCGGCCAUGGCGCCGGCGCCGCUGCCGGUCAUCUCGUUCGACGUGCACGCCUUUCUGGGCGACGACCCGCCGGUGGACCAGCUGCUGCAGAGCCUGCUGGACUCACCGCGGGCCUCUGUGCCGGCCGCGCUGCCGCCGCCGGCGCCGGCCGCCGCCGCCGGCUGCUCGGCCGUCACUACCGUGGGUGCCCAGGGCCGGCCGUCGGCCGCUGAACGGGCGCUGCUGGCGCGCGUGCGCCGCGUCCUGGAGGACGUCAAGGUGCCGGCCGGCGUGCCGCCCACGGCCGCCCGCAUGGUGCUCGUCCACUACAUGGAGGCCCAACGGCGCAGCACCGUGGAUGGAAACAUACUGCUCCAUAAGCUGGCCAAGAAGAACAAUGCCGCCCAGUUGGCGCGCUACGCCGACCUGAUGAAGAAACUCCAGCAUAAGACACACGUCAAUACCAAGAACCGACACGGAGAGACCCCUCUGCACGUGGUGACCGGCGCCGAGUGCGCGCGCAUCCUGCUGGAGCGGGGCGCGCAGCUGGACGCCGUCGACAAGCUGGGCAACACGCCCAUUCACCUGGCGGCCCGAUAUCAGCGCGUCGAGGUGCUCGCCGCCCUACUCGACUGGGGCCCAGACUACAGCCUGCUCGACAAGAAAAACCUGGAAGGCUACACGGCUCUUCACCUGGUGGUGAUUCAUCAGCCGGUCUCGGACCCGCACCGCCGCGCCCUCCAGCUGCUCAUCGAGAACAGCGUCGAUGUCAACGUGGCGGACGACACUGGCGGCCGCUCGGCUCUGUUCCACGCUGUUCUCCGCGGAGAUGAGCUCUCCGUCCGUGAGCUGGUGGAGAAUAACGCCGCCGUCAACAUGGCCGACUUCUCCGAGACCACGCCACUGCAGGCUGCCGAGGACGUCCUUCCCGCAAACAACAACCACAUCUGCAGCAUCCUACUGGAGCGUGGUGGCUUCAAGGUGCCGCCAGCCGACCGGGUGACCCAGACCGGUCGUCGCUCCGGCUCCCGCAGAGGGCGCUCCUAGAGCCCGACAGAGCGAUACGCGCCGGGACGGGUGCACCCGGCGGCUGCACUGGAAGCUGGGGUGUGGAGAGAGAGUAUGGGAGGGAUGCUGGAGACAGGGCGUAUACAGGGUGUCUCAAAAGUUCGUUUACACAUUUCCCAUGUCAAUAAAGCAUAUAAGAACCGGCCAAAAAUCUUAGGUUUUGGUGUUCGUGUGUACACUAGACAAAUAUGCAUGCUUUGACAACUGAUUCGGAAGGUUGGAAACCAAACCCUUUGCUGUAUCUCCAAAAAUAUUUGCCCAUACCGAUUUUCGUCACUCCGUCAGCUGCCGGAGGCUGAUAAAAGGUUACCAGCUUUCAAGCUCUUGUAGGGGAAUCCCCCGUAGUUUCUGCGUCGGAUUUAGGUUUGACGAGCUCCCCGGCAACAUCCGCUUCUCCCUGAAAGCCGAUAGCUUGCAUCGACACCAUCCGUGAGUAUUUUGUAGGUCUUCUCUGGCGCUAACUCCUUCAUGAAUGACUGGCGCCGACCUCCCAAGCACCAUUUUCCUUUUCAAAACAACCCCAUUCCUGAACAAAUGGGAAGUGCCAGGGGCAAAUUUUUCGCAGCAUAUCGUAGCAGAAUGUGUCGGCCAUCUGCUUCUUAGACACAUUUUGCAAAAUUUGCGAAUCCCGAACGCUCGUCAUUCCCAAUGCCAAGACCUUCGCUGGGUUCCGGAGUGUUUUCCUCAGGAGAGGUUCUGCUUUGUAAACGGCCAAAACCUGUCCAUCGUGCGGUUUUGUCCAGAUUUUGUGUGUAAAAGAAAGCUAUUUGCUCCAGAGCUGCCUCUUGAAACUUCAUUAGAUAAAACUUUACAUUAAUUGACACUUUUGGAGGGUCACUUGUCCUCGGCAUUGACGAUUUUCGCAUUAUUUUCCCUCAAAAUUUAGCGUUAUAGAUAUCAUAAACAAUUUUUAAUGAUAUUUUGUCUUUAUUUUAUGAUGACCUGCAAUUUUUGAAACUGGGUAACCUCUGUCUGUGAGCUUCUAGUCAGUUUUCAAUAGUUAGGACUGCAUUUUCAGCUGCUUUCCCGAGCACGAGUCUGCUGCGGUACAAGGGUCGUUCAAAGCGCUGUUAGUCUCGCAUGGUUUUGUUAUUCAAAAAUUUUAGCCACCGUUUUUAUUAGAUGACCAUCAUGUUGUACUCAUCCUCGCCGACACUUUGCCAUGUGUCAUUUCCGACCUAACCAUUCCCAUUACUCGUGAAGCAGAGAGUUUCUCAGCCGACCCGAGUAUGCGACCUCCAUUUUCAUGCCUGAUCCAUGGUCAGAGGUGAACCCUUUUUGUGAGCUCAUGAAGGGUCGAAUGCGCUUGAAAACAAUGAAGCUGCUUGAGGAAGGUUGUUACCAAUGCCCAUGCAAAAUUUCGACUGUUAAUUUCAUGUUGAUUCAGAAUUAUUGACAAAAAAGCAUGGCUGGUACCUGUAAGCGAACUUUUGAGACACCCUGUAUUUGUGUGUGGAGAGAGUGAGAGAGGCUCGGUCUAUCCGCCUGGCCUGAGGCUGAGUCGACGCCACGGUGUGUAUCGGUUAGUGUUGGGAUGGAAAGCUCUUUGGAAGGCAUCGGUAGCCGCCUGUUUGUAACUGACAAGCACUACAUUCGGUUAUCACCAAGUCGGUGCCGAUGGCCCUCGCUGUAGCGCCAGGACGGCGGUGGGAAUCCGACUCGUGUGCGCUGUGUCUCUGUGUUUCGUGUGCGGCCAUACCAGCGCAGAGACGGCAACAAGGUCCGACUCCCCUUAUGUCUUGAGUAUGCGACAGAGUAGACAGUGGUUAGUGUCGAGUCCCAGCUGCCCGCUCCGAUCGAGGGGAGUGUAGGGGUCAGCUGCCUACAGGCACUGCAUUGUGUGCGUUUCAGAACGGACAUAAAUGCACCGAUGUGAGCGGGAGAACAGUAGGCCUGUGACGACUGUGAGUGUAUGAUGUGACUUCAUUGCUGCCUGAGCGCGCACCCAACACUGGUCCAAAGUGAAUGACUUAAUUAAUGAAAACGGUGAGGCUUAUUCGAUAUGUUGAACUUUGAACCUAUUUUUGGCUUAUGUUUCGUUCUAAUCAUAGUCAUUUGUUGUUAAAGCGAUUUUGUGCACCGUUCAUCAUUAUGGUUUUACUGCACCUUUCGUGGCGGUCUUACUACCGUCUUGAACAGGUUGCCAAGUAGGUUCUAGAACACUGCUGAACUAUUUUAUUGUGUACUUUGAAAUUUCGCUCCAUUAGCGUUCCCUGCAUAUGAGACAGGGUCACGUGUGCCCUGACUGCUUUUUGCCAUGCUAUGCGCAAUAACUUAAUCAGCUUUUAUUCUUACUACAUCGCUACCAGCUUCAGCGCUGCAGUUAUGUAUCCACUUCAUGUAUGUCUGUCUCUCCCGCGACUGUUUGGAUGUUCGCUGUUUUACGUGUGCGAGCUGCUUCCGUUGAUGUAACAGAAAUGCUGGCGAUCGAUGAGGCUUGUAAGAUGGACGUUCAAACGGUAUUUUUAUAGCUAUAUUGGCUCGAACGUAGUGAGGCAGGCGAGGGACAGCGUCUCGAGGCCAGCGACGAGGUUUGUUGUUGCGCCGGAUGGGACGAAGGGUAACUUGUGGUGCUAUGAUACGGAGACAGCUCCGUAAGGCGGACAGGCCGUUUACGACGCACCUGUGUCGUCCGUGACGCGUCUCUGUUGCUAUCUUACCGUGACGUUCGGCUGGCUGGAUGAGUGGUGCGAGUACAAAUGCCAGGCUCUGUAGUCUGUAAGCAGAAUGAGCGCACGUCCACGCCUCAGCGGUUGGUAUGUAGGCGUAGGUAGACCAUACUGUACCCCCGCGGAUAGCUUAGGGAGGUAAAAAGACCACAAUCGCUGGCGAGAAGUCUGCUGAGCGUGUCCAAGGAUCGGCGUUAGGCGAAAGCUGUUCGUAUGUGUACUGCAUGGAAUCAACUCUACAGGGUGGAAAGUAAUUACGCGAACAUACUUUUUCGUCUUAUAGCAAUGGAAAAAGCGGCGGUGACAUGAAAAUUUCACCUUUUCAUAUAUUCCUAUUUAUGUGCGAUACACUGACAAAGGCGUUCAGGCAUAAUUGACAUGAGCAUGUCAAGCACUGUUGGCCAACGCUUAGUCCACGCCUCCUGGAGCUGUCUGGUGAGGCAAUCGAUGUUGGUGGCUACUAGCAGCUCUUAGACGCUCUCCUGAAGAGUCGCCUGGAUAUUUUUGAUCAAAUUGAGGUCUGGGCUAUUCCCAGAUUGACCAUUAUAUGCCCAGAAGAAGAACGGGUUCUCAAAGCACCAGUCUUGCGUCUUUUUGGCCGUGAGAGGAAGGACUUUAUCAAUCAUGAAGAAGAGUUUCUUUGCGUCGGGCACAAAAGUGCGCUCAAUCAUUUUGCCCCUUUUGGUGCAUUGAUGGAUUAGAUAAAGAGACUCGUCUGGAAGGAUGUUCCACUAGUUGUAUACUUUGUUUUUGGUGGCCUUGUUGGUCACUGCAUGCAAUUCUGACACCAUCCGGGCGCUCAUAACACGCUGUGUGUUCCUUUGCCGGAUGUUUGAAGGUUGGGACGGGCGGGACGUCGGACGCAUCAGCAGCCCCCAACGCGUUGUUCUGCAGGUUUGACGGAUGAAAUAGCUUCGAAGAUGUCUCACCCAACCACAAAGCCAGCUGCCUGUCCUCCUCUGUUCAGGUUUGGCGGUCUUUAGAAAACUUAAAUUGACAAUCCUGCUGUUAAUUCAUGAAUUUUGGCCAUCUCGAUUGUUUGUACGGCUUAAUUUUCGAAUUUUCACGGAUUUAUGUAUGAAUCGUGAUAUCUUAGAUCGGGUACCCGGCCAAAGUAAACCAUUUCGCCUGUUUUCGGGUCGACUGUUGUCGUUUGGUCGCGGAAAUGGUGACCACCCAUUCGGCGCCUGAAUUCGCCGAGGUUUUACUGCCGCCAACGGCUUUACUUUUUAAGUCCUCUUAAGUUUUAUUAUGCUUCAACCAAAGGUGUAAUUGAGUAAUGCUGGUGCCGAGACCGUUCCGAGUCCCUUCCGCACCAAUCCAGCCAAAAUAAUCACAAACGCUUUCCCUGGCAACUUUAAAUUGAGCUCUUUGCCCAUUUUGGUCUUGAGCAGCGUAUGGCGUCAGCACCACUCGAAGCCGAGAGGUGUUGUAGACCUUCCAAGUCAUUUUUUCAAAGUAAGGUCACUUUUGUUAGAUGAGGCGACAAGAAACACGACCAGUCAUGUUCCAUAACAGCCCGCGCUCAUACAAAAUCUCCACUGACGGGCGAAAUUGUAAGAAAAUACAUGUUCGCGUAAUUACUUUCCACCCUGUAUGUGCCGGUGAGCAAACGCCAUGCUUGAAGAAAAAGCUGGCUGUAAUCGACCUGGAUGGAUUACCAUCGAGUUGUUGAAGGUCGUUCGUCAUGGGAAGCACCUCAGUGUUCAAUUUUUGGCUAUCGAAAAGUGUAAUGAGCUUUGCUGAAUAACCUAAAGCUUCUACUUAUGCUGUAUCAAAUAAAGGUAUGUACGCCGU
Molecule: messenger RNA, 6215 nt
Organism: Amphibalanus amphitrite
Lineage: Eukaryota; Metazoa; Arthropoda; Thecostraca; Balanomorpha; Balanidae
Product: ankyrin-3-like
Exons: 8
Coding region: 661-1728 (355 amino acids)
Molecular function (GO): protein binding
Source: RefSeq, a predicted model, not a curated record